Lachnellula hyalina is the source of this 1209-nucleotide messenger RNA. RefSeq names its product Translation initiation factor eIF-2B subunit alpha (gene tif221). Gene Ontology annotation, molecular function: guanyl-nucleotide exchange factor activity; translation initiation factor activity. NCBI's taxonomy places the organism in Eukaryota, Fungi, Ascomycota, Leotiomycetes, Helotiales, Lachnaceae. Gene Ontology annotation, biological process: translational initiation. The transcript is spliced from 4 exons. Gene Ontology annotation, cellular component: eukaryotic translation initiation factor 2B complex. The record is from RefSeq and is a predicted model, not a curated record. The coding region runs from base 1 to 1209 and encodes 402 amino acids.
AUGAAUAGUUCAGACAGUUUUAGUGAGAUGUCAGCGCCUCUAUUUCAGCCUUGUCCUAAUAAUUUUCAAGCAACAUCAACAGCUUCUUAUGAAGGCAGCACAACACCACCACCCUUAACAGGUCACCCUCCCGCAUUCACCAGAAUGGCAACCGUAGGAAAUGUCCCCCAGGCGGGAGAAUCCAAAGAUUUCGACAUAGUAGAAACAUACCAUCGCCUCCUCUCCGAUGACCCCGACCUGACAAUGCCCGUCGCGGCUAUUGAAGCUCUCAUAGAACUGCUCGUCCAAUCCCGCGCCGUCACCGUCUUUGAAACCCUCGACCUGGUAAAGACACAAUCCGACUACCUCAAGUCCCGAAUCCCAAACUCCAUUUCGCUGUCCGCUGGCACGGAUCUGUUCCAGAGAUAUAUGAUCAGUUCAUUGAAGCCUUCGAGUACGGGCAAUUUUGAGACGGUCAGGCAGCACCUGUUAAGCAAUGGCAGGCUGUUUGUUAGUAGAGCCAAGGCGGGGAGGGAGAAGAUUGCAAAUUACGGCAGGCACUUUGUAAGAGACGAGACUGUGGUGCUUACACACGGGGGUUCGAGAGUCGUGGGUGCGUUGUUGGGUAAGGCUGCGGAGGCGAGUGCGAGUGGUGGAAAUGUGAGAUUCAAGGUCAUUUAUGUGAUGAAUGAUACUAGGAAUUCGGAGAGCAAAGCUGUUGUUUCAUCACUGAGGCAAAAGGGCGUACCUGUUGCAACGAUAUCGGAGGGGGCUGUGGGAUAUGCUAUGGGCAAGGUCGAUUUGGUUAUCGUUGGCGCGGAAGGUUGUGUUGAAAAUGGUGGCAUUAUUUCUAGGCUGGGCACAUACCAGAUUGCUCUUCUGGCGAAGGCGGCCGGGAAACCUUUUUAUGUUGCGGCCGAAAGUCACAAGUUUGUUAGACUUUAUCCUCUAGGGCAGUAUGACCUUGGUAUUGAUCAAGAAGUCAUCAAGUUCAAAACAGAGGAUGAGCCCGAUUUGACGGACGCCGAGAGAAGUUUUGCAAACAGGACGCCAACGAUUGAAGAACGGUCGGAGUACUUUGAAACGUCUCCUAUUGCCCUACCGAAGCCAAAUACUGCGGUCGAUGCAGUUGACUUCACACCUCCAGCCCUUAUAUCAGCCUUGAUCACCGAGUCAGGUGUCUUGACACCUAGUGCAGUCAGCGAAGAGCUUAUUAGUUUAUGGUACUGA